AGGGUUUUAUAUUCCAUAACGCCUUCCCCAAAUUAUCCAGUCUUUCUCUCUAGGGUUUACAGUUGUUCUCUUCUCUGAACGAAAAUGGAUCUAACAAAGAAACGCAAAGCUGAUGAGAACGGCGGUGCUUAUCCCGUAUCCAACGAACUCGUCACAACUGCCGCCGCGCCGCCGGCACUUGCUGUUCUUUCCCCGGAAGACAUCGACAAAAUUCUUGAAACAUUCACCAAAGACCAGUGCGUUUCAAUUCUCCGUAACGCCGCCCUACGCUAUGCUGAUGUUCUCGAAGGUCUACGUGCUGUCGCUGACGCCGACGUAUCUAACCGCAAGCUCUUCGUUCGUGGUCUUGGUUGGGAGACCACCACCGACAAACUCCGACAGGUUUUUUCUGAGUUUGGAGAACUCGAUGAGGCUGUAGUUAUAACUGAUAAGGCGUCUUCCAGAUCUAAAGGGUAUGGUUUUGUAACUUUCAAGCACGUUGAUGCUGCUAUUCUUUCUUUAAAGGUGCCCAACAAGAUAAUUGAUGGCCGUGUUACCGUCACACAGCUUGCUGCUGCGGGUAAUUCUGGGAAUUCUCAGUCUUCUGAUGUUGCGCUUAGGAAGAUCUAUGUUGGUAAUGUUCCAUUUGAAAUUUCGUCUGAGAAGCUUUUGAAUCACUUUUCUAUGUAUGGAGAGAUUGAAGAGGGGCCUUUGGGAUUUGAUAAACAAACUGGAAAAGCUAAAGGUUUUGCUUUUUUUGUCUACAAGACUGAGGACGGAGCUAGGGCAUCUUUAGUUGAUCCCGUGAAGACAGUAGAAGGACAUCAGGUCUUGUGUAAAUUGGCAACCGAUAAUAAGAAGGGGAAGCCCCAGAAUAUGGGGCAUGGGGGUGCCCCUGGAAUGAAUGCUGGACCUGGAGGAAUGCCUGGUGAUGAUAGGGUUGGAUCCAUGCCCGGUUCAAAUUAUGGUGUUCCUGUUAGCGGUUUGGGUCCAUAUUCAGGGUUUUCAGGUGGGCCUGGUCCAGGAAUGCAGCAGCCACCACCUCAGCCUGGCAUGGUGGCACAUCAGAAUCCACAUCUGAAUUCAGCUAUUGGCGGGCCUGGAUAUGGAAACCAAGGACCGGGAUCCUUUACAGGUGGUGCUGGUGGAUAUGCUGGCGCUGGUGGAUAUGCUGGGGCUGGUGGGUAUGGUGGUAGUUCUGGGGAUUACAGUGGGUACAGGAUGCCUCAAAGCUCUGCUGGAAUGCCUAGUUCAGGAGGUUAUCCAGAUGGUGGUAAUUAUGGUUUGCAGUCUUCUUAUCCCUCACAGGUACCACAACCAGGAGCUGGGUCAAGGGUUCCACCAGGUGGGAUGUACCAGGGCAUGCCUCCAUACUACUGAGGUGUCUUGAGAGCUUCUUGGAUGCAACAUGCUUUAAAUGGUUGUGGUGAUUUCCUGAUUGCAGACUGAAAUCUUUGGUUACAUGGACUGCUGUACAUCUGUUGCUGCUUCACCUAUCUGCUCUUAUGUGUGGCUGUUAGUUGAUACUUGCUAGUAUUAAGUUAGUAUGUAGGUUCUUCAAAAAUUGCUGUAUCUUUUGAUGAGCGUAUUGAGGAUUGAUGUCAGUUUUGUUAUCUUAUAUUUUACCCGUACUUCCUGUUUCUUAUAUGUUCCCUAUCUGAUGAAUGUGACAUUUUAGAUCUUCUAUCAUAUUAUGUUCAGCCAUUAUUGGCUU
Solanum verrucosum is the source of this 1693-nucleotide messenger RNA. Its product is annotated as UBP1-associated protein 2C-like. The coding region runs from base 85 to 1359 and encodes 424 amino acids. The transcript has 2 exons. Gene Ontology annotation, molecular function: RNA binding. The record is from RefSeq and is a predicted model, not a curated record. Lineage: Eukaryota; Viridiplantae; Streptophyta; Magnoliopsida; Solanales; Solanaceae.